Molecule: messenger RNA, 4649 nt
Organism: Aspergillus ochraceoroseus IBT 24754
Lineage: Eukaryota; Fungi; Ascomycota; Eurotiomycetes; Eurotiales; Aspergillaceae
Product: RNA helicase
Exons: 3
Coding region: 159-4232 (1357 amino acids)
Cellular component (GO): intracellular anatomical structure
Molecular function (GO): protein binding; ATP binding; RNA binding
Source: RefSeq, a predicted model, not a curated record
CCCGCGGGUCUGGCAAAAAGCGGCCUAAGACGGGGAGGGAACCAAAUUUCAGUGCAGGGCAAGUUGCCCGCAAUCCUACAACACCAUACCUAGCCUCUCAGCACAAUUUGAGUUGGCUACUCCACGGGCGUCUGAUCUGAGAAUAUUGUCGCCUUACAAUGGGCCCUAAGAAAAAGUCUGACGCCCGUGGAGGCGUCCCAAAGCCUGGCACAAAACAGGCGAAGGCCGCCGCCGAAAAGGCGAGCGAGACUGCAAAGAAAGCCCCGCCAGCGGAGGAGCAGAAAAAGCCUACAGUCAAGCAGGUUAUUGGUGGCGCAUCGUGGACGGGGAAACUACCUGUCAAUCUAAUGUCAGAGCACUGUCAGAAGCAGAAGUGGGAGAGGCCGGAAUACACGAUGGACAAGAUUCCAGAUGGGUUUAUAGCAUCGGUUAUCCUCAGACGUACCGACCCUAAAACUCGGGAAAUAACCACCCUUCCUCCCAUGAAAUUUCCGUCAGCGCACAAGAAACUAGCUGCGCAAUCUACAGCAUUGGAGGCUCGACAUUUUGCUGCAACAUACACCUUGUUUCGCGUGUGCAACAAGACAAACAUGCACAUGAUGCUUCCGCCCACCUACAAGAAGCUCUGGAAGGAGGACUUUGAAAAGAUAAAAGCGGAAGACAUCAAAAGGGGGGAUACUUGGAUGUACGAGGCGGAUCCAUUCCUGGCCAAGAAGGAGCGAGAAAUUGCAGCUGCGGAGCUAGAUAAGAAACAAAGGGAGCGGGAGGCAGCCAAGGCAAAGACCGCCGACAAUGGGGUGAAUUUAAGCCUGGGACCGAGUGGUAAGAAUAAAGGGAACAACAUUUGGUCGCAUGCACCCAAAGUUGAUCUAGGAGGCAAGGUUCGCCGUGAGAUUGAGGGACUGUUGCAAGAACAUACCAUAUGGAAUCCUUACAACGUGAAGAUUCUCGAAUCUGAGCGUAAAGCCAUCAGCGAGGAGUUUACAAAGUUGGGCUUCCGACGGAGUCACGUUGAAGAGGCAAGCACUGCCUGCAAAGACCGGGAAGAGGUCCUUGAGUGGCUCCUUAUAUAUGUUCCAGAGGACGAUCUGCCACCUUGGUGUUUACCAGAAAGAUAUUCAGCGGGCGUGACGCUGGCAACCGAUGACCUUGCAAGGGAAGCCAAGAUCAAACGGCUCGCAUCUGUUGGAUAUCCGGCGGAUCUUUGCGCAAGAACCCUAGAUAGCAACCAUGGCGAUGAAUUUGCAGCAGCAGCGUUUCUGCAGAGCACUCUUGUGCAUGGGAGCUCCUCUAAUGACACACUCUUCUUGGAUGCUGAAGACUCCUGGGCUGAGGAACAGGAAACUUUGGAGGCUAUCUUUGGGGAACGAUAUUCAUCAAAAUCAUCCAAGGUCUGCGAAAUUAUAAGUGAAUCAGUCGAUAUCGCUGAUUCAUUAUGCUUCCGAUUUCAAAGACCUUCAGGACACUAUCCAUCGUCCGUUCCGGUGAUUUCAAUCCAAGCCAAAGGUAUUCCAGCGUACAUACGGCUUAGUGCUAUUCGACAGGCCGUGCAAUAUGCGGAGGGAAAUUUCCUCGGAGAACCGAUGGUUUACAAUUUAAUAGACUGGUUCGAGACUCAUCUCCCCGAGAUCAUUGAAAACCCUGGGAGACUGCGAGAUAUCGCCUCAAUCGCAGCACCUCAUUCGCCUGCCGAGCCUACAUCGGAACUUCCUGUCCGUCAACGAGUUAAAAAGACUAAGGAGGUCGCCUGGACACCCGAUUCGCCCCAGAGCAUUUCAAUCAAGGAAGCUUGGGAGAAGAAGCAGUCAACCAAAGCUCAACAGGGGAUGCUUCAACAACGGGAGUCGCUGCCAGCAUGGAAUACGCAGGAUGCAAUUAUCCGUGCGGUGAAUGCCCACCAAGUCACCAUUAUCUCAGGAGAAACAGGUAGCGGCAAGAGUACCCAGUCAGUCCAGUUCUUGCUUGACGAUAUGAUCAAGCGUGGCCUCGGUGGUGCUGCUAAUAUCGUUUGUACCCAACCCCGGAGGAUCUCUGCACUAGGCUUAGCGGACCGAGUUAGUGAUGAACGAUGCUCAUCUGUUGGAGAUGAGGUUGGAUAUAUCAUCCGAGGCGAAUCUAAGGUUAAAUCUGGCACCACGAGGAUCACCUUUGUUACAACCGGUGUAUUACUUCGUCGAAUUCAAUCCGGCAGCGGCUCCGGAAAUAUUGCCAGCUCCCUCGCAGAUGUCACACACGUUGUAGUGGAUGAAGUCCACGAACGGAGUCUUGACACUGACUUCCUCCUAGCUCUUUUAAGAGACAUACUUCGCACUCGCAAAGACCUCAAAGUGAUUCUGAUGAGUGCAACCCUUGACGCAGACAUCUUCACCAAAUAUUUUGGUGGUCCUCAGUCUGUAGGCUUGGUCAAUAUUCCAGGCCGUACCUUCCCCGUCGAUGAUUAUUACCUGGAUGAUGUUAUCCGCGAAACUGGAUUCUCGCCAGAGUUAGCUGAAAGAGGUUAUGAAGAUGAUGCAGCCCCUUCAUUUGCUGCAGAGGAAUCUCUCGGAAAAGUUCUUCGUACAAUGGGAAUGGGAAUCAACUAUGAGCUGAUUGCGGCCACGGUCCGAUACAUCGACGCUCGGCUGCAAGAUCAGCCGGGAGGCAUUUUGAUCUUCUUGCCCGGAACCCUAGAAAUUGAAAGAUGUCUGGCUGCCGUCAGAAAGAUCCCCAAUGCCCAUCCUCUACCACUACAUGCCUCCCUUCUACCAGCCGAGCAGCGGCGCGUGUUUCUAAGUCCCCCGAAAGGAAAGAGAAAAGUCAUCGCGGCAACCAAUGUUGCUGAAACAUCUAUCACAAUCGAGGACGUCGUAGCAGUCAUUGAUACUGGUCGUGUCAAGGAAACCAGCUACGACCCCAAAGACAAUAUGGUUCGCUUGCAAGAGGUGUGGGCAUCUCAGGCAGCUUGCAAACAACGACGAGGUCGAGCUGGUCGUGUUAGGGCUGGUGUAUGUUACAAACUCUACACCCGUAAAGCAGAGUCGAGUAUGCCGCAGAGACCAGACCCCGAGAUUCGCCGUGUUCCGCUGGAACAAUUAUGUCUCUCCGUACGCGCCAUGCAGGGAAUCAACGACGUCGCCAUGUUCCUCGCAAACACAAUCACACCACCCGAAAGUAUCGCGGUCGAAGGAGCCCUAAACUUCCUCCAUCGAGUCGGAGCCCUAGACCACGACAGGCUCACUGCCCUCGGACGAUACCUCUCUAUGAUCCCCGCCGAUCUAAGAUGCGCUAAACUCAUGGUCUACGGCUCCAUCUUUGGCUGCAUCGACGCUUGUAUCACAAUCGCAGCCAUCCUGACCGUCAAAAGCCCCUUCGUUUCCCCCCGCGAUAAACGAGACGAAGCGAAUGCAGCAAGAGCCUCGUUCUCCAAAGGCGAUGGCGACCUCCUAACAGACUUCGCCGCGUAUCAGCAAUGGUCCGACCGCGUGAAGGCCCAGGGCUACUGGUCCACGCAAUCUUGGUGCACAACCAACUUCCUCUCCCACCAAACUCUCCGAGACAUCUCCUCCAACCGCGCCCAAUUUCUUACGUCCCUCAAAGACGCCGCUAUCCUCCCAGUCACCUACUCGGACUCUAACCCCAGCUCCAACGACAGCCGCUGGAAUCAGAAUGCCGGAAACCGCAGCCUCCUCCGCGCUCUUGUCGCCGGCGCCUUCCAGCCCCAGAUCGCACGCAUCGCCUUCCCAGACAAGAAAUUUGCCAGCUCCGUCACAGGAACCGUAGAAGUCGACCCGGAUGCGCGCACAAUCAAAUACUUCAACCAAGAGAAUGGCCGUGUCUUCAUUCACCCUUCAUCGCUCCUUUUCUCCGCACAGUCCUACCCCGGCGCAGCUGCCUACCUGAGCUACUUUACCAAAAUGGAAACAUCCAAAGUAUUCGUCCGAGAUUUAACCCCAUUCAACGCAUACUCGCUCCUCCUCUUCUGCGGCUCAAUCGACCUCGACACUACAGGCCGAGGCCUCAUCGUUGAUGGCUGGCUGCGUCUCCGCGGCUGGGCCCGAAUCGGUGUCCUAGUUUCUCGACUGCGCAUGAUGGUCGAUGAAAUCAUCGCGAGCAGAAUCGAUAACCCGGCUGCUUUUCUUGAUUCUACUUCCUCCCUGUCUGGAAACAGAUCCGGGGGCCAGAAGAGCCGUAUCUCGGAUCUGGUGAUUGAUGUUGUGAAAAAGUUAAUAGAGUAUAAUGGGCUAGAUCAGUGAGCGAGUUUUGCUUCUUGUUUUCAGACUGCUCGGGGUUGGAUCAUAAAAGUUGGCUAUGUUUUGGGAACUGAAUGAUCUGAUAUGCCCUAGGUAUUCUAGAUUUGCUUUUAAUCUAUCUUUCGGGUAGAUAUAUAGAUAUUGGCGUAUACACCACAAUGAUAGAAAGGGCCCUUUACGUGAAUCGGGUAGCUAUAUGUCUAUCAUGAAGAAUAAGACCCAGUGGAGAUUUACCCUACGACUAUGGUUGUAGAGAAUCAAUGGGUAGACUAGAUCCAAUAUCAUUAAUGUAGCGCCAUAAUGCCGGUGCGAUAAGCCAUAAGAGAUGAAUGUUUCGAAGAGAAAGAGAUAAAACAGUACCCCAAAAUAAACAAAGGGAAUAAAGGGUAAUGUUGAGGCCCGCGUCCUGGCUCACUAGUC